Messenger RNA from Photinus pyralis (common eastern firefly), 463 nucleotides. It is a transcript of the gene Rpp20, whose product is annotated as ribonuclease P protein subunit p20. NCBI's taxonomy places the organism in Eukaryota, Metazoa, Arthropoda, Insecta, Coleoptera, Lampyridae. The transcript has 2 exons. Gene Ontology annotation, biological process: tRNA 5'-leader removal. Gene Ontology annotation, molecular function: nucleic acid binding. The coding region runs from base 27 to 437 and encodes 136 amino acids. The record is from RefSeq and is a predicted model, not a curated record. Gene Ontology annotation, cellular component: nucleus; ribonuclease MRP complex; nucleolar ribonuclease P complex.
UUCAAACCUCGAAAUGUUGAUAAAUAAUGGCAGAUUCAUCUCAGCCACAUUUCAAGAAAAGAUCGUAUAAACGCCACGAUUCGAGACAGCAUAAUUUACAAAAGCGACCGCCACAAAAACUCGAUCGCCGAGAUUCAGUCAUUUACGUUAGCUCAAAAUCGAACAUUAAAGCCUUACUAGACAAGUGCGAUAAGUUGAUAAAAAAGGAUGAGAAAGAAAUCGUCAUCUACUGCAUGGGAGCUGCGAUUCAACGCGGCAUAUUGUUAGCCUUACAAGUUUGCGAGCAAAACGUCGCCUUUAAAAUAGCCACAAAUACGUCAACUGUGGAGUUAGUAGACGACCUGGAGCCGACCGUCGACGAGGCCGAUUACGAAAUUUUAAAACGCAGCAACUCCGCCUUGCAAAUAAAAUUGUGUCGCGAGGGCGUCACGGUGUAAUGUUUACCAUUCAAGAGAUAGUGCGG